This is a messenger RNA of Lecanosticta acicola, 1350 nucleotides long. The record is from the annotation of a GenBank genome assembly. Lineage: Eukaryota; Fungi; Ascomycota; Dothideomycetes; Mycosphaerellales; Mycosphaerellaceae.
AUGAUGACAGACGAAGAACUCGAUGAAGACUUGUCGCAGCCAAGUUCUUCACGCGAAACCGCGUCCAAGAAUCGAUCCAUGACAGACAAAGGACUGGACGAGGGACUAGAAGAUGAAUCACCACAAAAACCCCAUCAGAAGGCUGCUGAAGGCAAGGAUAUCACCACACUAGCUAGCAAGGCUAUCAAGACCUCACCUGCGAAGGCAACGACUCCAAAGACGGCGACCAAGAGGAAGAGCGACGAGGCAGAGACCAAAUCUUCAGGCUACCUGGCGGAGAAGAGCAAGAAACGCCUUCUUCGUCUUCCAAUACAAGCAAGACACCGCUACGCAGGAGUCCACGAAAGCACCAGAGUAGGAUGUGUUCUUGAUUGUGACGAUUAUUUGCAAUCCUGGUCUGCAUCGCCCUCUAGAGCCUAUGUCCAAUAGCAUGACAAUCUUAACAAAGAGCAGCAACAUGUGCGGAUCCGGCCAUGUAGGCCACGAGCUACAACAAAGGUUCAUUGCGCUUUAUUCGACUCAACGCCUGAUGUGAACCUGAUUUCGAGUUCGUGUCUAACAUCCGCUGUGCUCACUUCACUCGCUAUGGCCCCCAUUACUCGUCGCGCAGCCGCUGAUAGAGCUCAGUGCAAAGCCGCGGAAUCCAAGAAGGCGGAGAAUACUGGUGCAUCAAAGAUCAUCAAGAAUGUGAAGAGGACCACGUCGAACAAGUCUUCUCACGCAAGAGGGGAACGGAUCCUCCGAAAGUUGGACACGACGCCUCCAUCUUAUCCAGUCCUUCCGACUCCGGGUACUGGAUACCUUGCGGACUCUGAAAUCGAAGCUAUUAGGACCCGUGGCAAAGCCAAGCAACGAGGAAACAGCAAGGGAAAGGAGUCCAGCCGCCCCAAAACCUCUUUCAAAACAUCAGAAGCCACGGGAGGGACGAUGAGGAGCCUCUUGGAAGACAAACUAAACACGAACGCUGAACCUGCUUCCAAGGGUCUACGGUCACACAAUACGAACGGUCUUCGUCGGCCAAUAACGGACUCACGUCACCUGUCAAACAUCAGUAAUGUCAGCGUUGCUGGUAGCAACUUGAACACUCCCUCACCGGCAAGAAAGGAAUCACUUCCUAGCAGAUUUGACGUUCCCGAUGCAUUGCCAGAAUCGCCAGCGAAGCGCUCCGUCCGGCAAAACCCACCCCAGACGCAGAAAGCACCUGCGCGAGAGGUGAAGAGGAUGACGACCACACAGCGACAGCUGUUUGAUACCAUGUCCUCGAUACGGCAGCUAGCUGCGGGGAUCAGUAACGACCUUGAAGAACUUCAGGAGCUAUUGGAAAUGGACGGAAAAGGACAUCAAAGCUGA